Messenger RNA from Raphanus sativus (radish), 723 nucleotides. RefSeq names its product MLP-like protein 34. The transcript has 2 exons. The record is from RefSeq and is a predicted model, not a curated record. The coding region runs from base 75 to 521 and encodes 148 amino acids. Lineage: Eukaryota; Viridiplantae; Streptophyta; Magnoliopsida; Brassicales; Brassicaceae. Gene Ontology annotation, biological process: defense response.
CCAUCUCUCUUUUCUCGAAUAUGGUAAAAUAUUAAGACAAGACAAGACAACACGAGAUCUCAAAUUGUAGAGCCAUGGCGAGCGUUCAGACUCUCGACCUGGAGAUCCAAGUUAACAUGACGGCCGAUAGAUUUUUCAACACUUUCAAGAAGAAAGAAGGAAAUUUCACAGACAAGACAGAGGCAGUUUCUGUUCAUCGUGACGAUCCCAAAUCCAACUCCUCGAUUCAGAUCUGGAACUUCAUCGUAGAUGGAAAGAUGGAGCAGAUUAAGGAGAAGAUAGAGGUUGAUGAAGAGAACAAGUCGGUUUCUUUCUUAGCUAUUGAAGGAGAUGUGUUGGAGCAGUACAAGAGCUACAAGAUAACACUUGACGUUGUUCCUAGAGAUGCUGGAGUUUGUAUUGCCAAGUGGAAAUGGGAGUACGAGAAGCUCAACGACGACGUUCCUCCCCCUACCAAAUACAUUGCUUUCGUUGCAGAUUACACGCGUGACCUCGAGACUAGGUUGUUGUCUGAAUCAUAAAUUAACUCAUCAACGUCGUCUUUGAGUUUCCUUCUUAAAACAAAUGAAAUCUUAUAGUCCCCUGUUUUGGUUCUUUGGACUUGUUUACAGUCUAUUUGUAGUUAGAAUGUGUUGGUGCAAUCUCUACAUGCACGAAUCCAAAUCAAGACAUCAGUUUCUACUAUUAUCGAAAAGUUUUUGUAGAUGGCUCUACUUUUAGUUA